Messenger RNA from Helianthus annuus (common sunflower), 1636 nucleotides. RefSeq lists its product as uncharacterized. Lineage: Eukaryota; Viridiplantae; Streptophyta; Magnoliopsida; Asterales; Asteraceae. The coding region runs from base 271 to 1500 and encodes 409 amino acids. The transcript is spliced from 3 exons. The record is from RefSeq and is a predicted model, not a curated record. Gene Ontology annotation, molecular function: DNA binding.
UUGUAAUUCACCUUCCAAGAUUGUAAUCAAGCAUCCUUUGUAAAGAGUUCUCAAGCAAUACAAGUGUUCCCUUUAUUCACAGUCUUUGUUCCCCUUUGUUCAAGUCAUUGAAUCGAGUUGCAAGUUGGUGUCAAGGCUGAUCUUAGCACGGUGACUAAGAGCCGCACGUGGGUUGAAGGACUAACUCCGUGACAACUUGGUAUCAGAGCAGAACGAUUCUUGGAUACGUUGGAACGUGACUCUUAACCAAAUGAGCUUAACAUUUAGAGUAUGGUUGCGCAAUGGUGGUGGGAGAAGACCAAAUAUGGGUUUGCUUCGGCAAAGGUCUUUGUACUCCGCGAGUAUGGGAUCGUGAGAGCCGCUCAAAUUAUUUGUUUUAAAUCCGUGGCCAACGGCCCGGAUGAUAUCGCCGGAAGAUGGGACGAGAUGGCCAAUGCGAUUCCGGGCAAGACUCCCGAGGAGGUGAAAGUCUACUACGAGGCGGUGGAACACGAUUUACUUGAAAUUGAAGCGGGUCGGGUUGAGUUACCGAAUUACAGUGAUGAUAUUGGUGAUGAGUUUGUUGUUACGGUGAAAAAAGAAGACGAAGCGGUUGGGAAUUUGGAUUCGGAGGUGUUAGCGAUGGGGGAUGGAACGAAACGUGUGGAAAAAGAGCGGAAGAAAGCGACUCCAUGGACCGAAGAAGAACACAGGAGAUUCCUGCAGGGGCUUAAGGUUUAUGGAAAAGGCGAUUGGCGCAGCAUAUCGAGAAUCAUGGUGGUUACAAGGACGGCUACACAAGUCGCGAGCCAUGCUCAAAAGUAUUUCCUCAGGCAGGCUUCACUCAAGGAAGAUAAUAACAAGGAAGAAAAUAAAAAGAAGAAGAAGAGGAGAAGGUGUAGUAUUCAUGAUAUCACCACCGCGGAUGUACCCGUGGUGGAGGACACACAGCCGAGUUCAUCGACACCACCAACCUCUAGUUUGAAUGGUAGUCAAGGAAGAGGAGUGCCAACACCAACACCAACACCAUCAUCACCCCAUGAGGGACAAUUCAAUGGCAUUGGCAGCCAAGGAAGAGAACAAUCAUCGCUAAAACUAUGGUCGGGAAUUCAGGGCGUUACAACCACCGUUACCACCAUGGUGGUGCACACACAGCCGAUAUCAUCAACACCACCACCAGCCACUAGUUUCUAUGGUGGUAGCAAUGGUAGAGCAGUACCAACGACAAUAGCAACAUCGUCGUCCCAUUAUUUCUGUGGCGGUCAAGGAAGAGGAGGACAACCACCCACUAAUUUCUAUGGGGGACAAGGAGGAGGUGCACCGCAGCCGCUCAAUAGUUUCUAUGGCGGCCAAGGAAGAGGAGUACCGACACUGCCAGCCACUAAUUUCUUUGGUGAGCAAGGAAGGGCACCACCGCGGUAUGGGUUUAUCAAAAAUUUGGCUCCUACCCAUGUUAAAGAUUACUCUUUAGAUGAAGACUUUAGUUUUAAAACCAGCUACUUUAGUGAGACUAACCUUUGAAUAAGACAGAGUUAACCUCCAGUUAACCAUCAAAGCAAAUUGAAUUGUGAAUAGGUAACAAUAUGAACCAUUAUCAGCUCAAGAGACAAUUGUGAAUAGUGUUUUGAUUUGAUAUGAUAUGAUUUGGAUUGGUUUA